Molecule: messenger RNA, 1936 nt
Organism: Geodia barretti
Lineage: Eukaryota; Metazoa; Porifera; Demospongiae; Tetractinellida; Geodiidae
Source: the annotation of a GenBank genome assembly
AUGACCGGCGGAACAAUACAACUGGCAAGAAACAGCUUCGCAAGCAAAGAUGGAGCAUCUUCGAGAAUAAGAUGGAACGGCGUCACUCGGCCAUCGCCUCUCCCAGCGUCUCCUCUGUGGGUAUUCGGCUACGGAUCCCUCAUCUGGAAGACAAAUUUCCCGUACGAGGACAGGGUGGUGGGUCGCGUGCGAGGCUACACCAGAAAGUUUUGGCAGGGAGACGUGGCCCAUAGAGGAGUCCCCGGAGCACCUGGUAGAGUGGCAACUCUUGUUCAGAAGGAUAAAGAGUCGACAUGGGGUGUAGCAUUCAAGGUUAACGCAUCAGAAGUGUGCGAUACCGUUGCCUACCUGAACGCCAGAGAGCAAGGCUAUUCGAUGCACAAGGUCACUUUCUAUCCAUGCAAGAGAAGAGACAUGCAACCGAUGACAGUAGUCGCAUACAUUGGAACAGACAAGAGUCCGUCAUAUCUUGGACCUGCAUCGGUAGACACAAUGGCCCGGGAUAUUGUGAGCACCAGAGGCUGUAGUGGAUCAAACUCAGAGUACGUUUUGAAUCUAGCCUCGUCCAUGAGAGAGAUUGCACCAGAGGUGAACGACGAACACUUGUUCUCCCUGGAAGCCAGGAUAAAAGAACUGCUGGUUUCCUCUUCACUGGCAGAACAAAGACUGCUGAGAGUUGACGGCAUUGUUGUUGGACGCAUCAAUAGCAGUAGUAGUAGUAGUGCAGAAGUCGAAACUGGCAGUCACAACAGGGAAUCAGACUCUCAGCUCUCUGAAAAUGGGGCGGGGCGAGUUAGUUACGGACAUGCGAUCACGAUGCAAAACUGCAGCGGAGAAGACGAGAGGAUUUGGGUGUUUGGGUACGGAUCUCUGACGUGGAAGGCGGACUUUCCCUACCGCGAGAGGGUGGUGGGUCACGUGAAGGGCUUUGCUCGACGAUUCUGGCAGGGCAGCACCGACCACAGAGGAAUCCCUGGAGCGCCAGGCCGAGUGGUGACUUUGGUGGAAGCACAAGAGGAGGUGACGUGGGGUGUGGCGUUCAGAACUGACCGCAGCGUACUCCCUCACCUGGACCACAGAGAAAAAGGCGGCUACACAACCCACCACGUCACGUUCCACCCCUGCCACAAGGACACUCCCCCCUUCCCCGUCCUGGUCUACAUUGCCACCGAGACCAACAUAGAGUACCUCGGACCGGCCUCCCUGGAUGACAUUGCCCGACAGGUGGCCGAGUCCCACGGACCAAGUGGGUGCAACGUGGAGUACGUUCUGAACCUUGCCCGCACCAUGAGAGAGACGUUCCCUCAUGCACGAGACAAUCACCUCUUUGGCCUCGAGGAAAAGCUACGGGAGAUGCUCGCAGGCUCUCUCUCACACGAGCGCCCUGUCCCCCUGGUGUGUGAUUCAUGUGAGUACCACUCACCAAAAACCCAGUAGGAACCAUCAGCACUGGAAAAUUGAUGCAUUACCUCAUUAACGAAUAGUGUUAGUUACCGUAUCAAUUGUAUCAUACUAUUACAUAUCACAUGAUGGGUUUGAUCAUACAAAGAAAACAACGAAAAAGAUGAAGAAGACCAAUAUGACACCAAAUAUUUUCAACAUGAGCCAACGAUUGGAAGUUAUGCCUUUGAAAUACUUGAGAAGUUCUGUGUGUGCUGCAUCUACAUUUGUGAGGGUUUCUUCGACAUUAUCAUCUAUCCUACAGACCACAGGUAGAAGGAAGGUAGGGAGGGGAUAGGAACAUACACUCACUGGUUUCACACAUAGUAGUUCAUAUACUGUGGAUAGAGUAACUAGUGUGAGCUAAGAGACCACGAAAACUGCUCAUCAGUCAUCGUUAGUGAGCAUUACAGGUGAAACCAUACUGAUGAUCUCAGACAGCAAACGGCCGUCAAUUAAUAAUAACGGCAGGGUUUCCCUCACUCACCUGGCCACU